Danio rerio (zebrafish) is the source of this 1652-nucleotide messenger RNA. RefSeq names its product cytochrome P450, family 2, subfamily X, polypeptide 9 (gene cyp2x9). Gene Ontology annotation, cellular component: membrane. The record is from RefSeq and is marked provisional. Lineage: Eukaryota; Metazoa; Chordata; Actinopteri; Cypriniformes; Danionidae. Gene Ontology annotation, molecular function: oxidoreductase activity, acting on paired donors, with incorporation or reduction of molecular oxygen; monooxygenase activity; iron ion binding.
ACAGUUAACAGCCGGACAGCAGUCAGCAUGCUGGGCUUUUUGAUACUGGUGUGGAUAUGCAUCGUCCUCCUCUUCCUCUUCAUCCAGAUCCCGAGGCCUAAGAACUUUCCUCCAGGACCUCGUCCUCUGCCAUUAUUUGGGAAUUUGCUGGAGCUCAAUAUCAACAAUCCUUUGAAAGACUUUGAGAGGCUCGCCAAUCGCUAUGGAAAUAUUUACAGUCUGUACUUCGGAUCAAAACCAUGGGUGGUUCUGAAUGGUUUUGAGGCUUUGAAGGAAGCUCUGGUUACUAAGGCUGUGGACUUUGCAGGACGCCCGCAGGACCUCAUGGUCAACCGUGUUACAAAAGGAGGCGGUGUCAUUCUGUCUGACUAUGGACCUAGUUGGAAAGAACAUAGACGCUUUGCUCUGAUGACCCUAAGAAACUUUGGCCUUGGAAAGCAAUCCAUGGAGGAGAGAAUUCUGGGAGAGGUUUCACACAUUAUUGAUAAAUUGGAAAAGAGAGUUGGAACCGCUUUUGAUCCUCAAACUAUGUUCCACAAUGCUGCAUCAAAUAUUAUCUGCAUUGUUCUGUUUGGAUCCCGGUAUGAUUACGACGAUGAAUUUCUCAAGCUUUUCAUUCACCUCUACACAGAGAAUGCAAAGAUUGCUAAUGGACCAUGGGCCAUGAUAUAUGAUACAUUUCCCAUGUUUAGAUAUCUGCCCCUGCCCUUUAGGAAGGCUUUUGCAAAUGCCAGCAAAGCCAGAGAAUUGUCUACACAACUGGUCAAGGAGCACAAAAAAACAUGGGUUCCAGGAGAGCCCAGAGACUUCAUUGACUGCUAUUUGGAUGAGCUGGAUAAGAGAGGAAAUGAUGGCUCCUCCUUUUCUGAAGCUCAACUUAUCCUGUACGUUCUGGAUUUGCACUUUGCAGGGACUGACACAACAUCCAACACCCUCCUCACAGGUUUUCUCUACCUCAUGACCCACCCAGAGGUUCAAGCAAAAUGCCAGCAAGAGAUUGAUGAUGUUCUGGAGGAUAAAGAUCAGGCAUCAUAUGAAGACAGACACAGUAUGCCGUACACACAAGCUGUGAUUCAUGAGGUUCAGCGCGUUGCAAACACUGUUCCACUAAGUGUGUUUCACUGCACUACAAAAGACACAGAGCUAAUGGGUUACAACAUUCCAAAGGGAACUUUUGUGAUUCCUAACCUCGGUUCUGCACUAAAAGAAGAAGGUCAGUGGAAGUUUCCUCAUGAGUUCAACCCUGCAAACUUCCUGAAUGAGCAGGGCGAGUUUGAGAAGCCUGAAGCCUUUGUGCCUUUUUCAGCAGGUCCACGUGUGUGUCUUGGUGAGGGUCUUGCACGUAUGGAGCUUUUCCUUGUCAUGGUCACUCUGUUGCGCCGUUUCCAGUUUGUGUGGCCGAAUGAUGCUGGGAAACCAGAUUAUACCCCUGUUUAUGGGGUCACCCUCACACCCCAGCCCUACAGAAUGCACAUCAAGCGCAGAGAGACUGUCAGAAUAUGAUUUGUAUGUUAAAUUUCUGUUGCACAAUUGCUUUGAUGUAAGUAUUUUAAAGAGACUGUAUGCAUCAUGACUGGUCGAAAACAUUAUAAAAAAGAAUUGUAAUGUAUCAUGAAAAAAGGCCUUGAAUAAAAGCUUAGCUGAUAAGUGUG